Cannabis sativa is the source of this 588-nucleotide messenger RNA. RefSeq lists its product as uncharacterized. Gene Ontology annotation, molecular function: aspartic-type endopeptidase activity. The transcript is spliced from 2 exons. The record is from RefSeq and is a predicted model, not a curated record. The coding region runs from base 1 to 588 and encodes 195 amino acids. Gene Ontology annotation, biological process: proteolysis. NCBI's taxonomy places the organism in Eukaryota, Viridiplantae, Streptophyta, Magnoliopsida, Rosales, Cannabaceae.
AUGGCAGCAGUGGGCGAAACAUUCCAGAAUCCCCUAAAUGGACAGACUGGGAAUAAAGCAGAACCCAAGAAAGAUGACAAGUAUGUUCCAGCCAGAUUUUUUGGCAUCACUCAAGCAAAAGCUGAGGCCAGUCCUUCAGUUUUAUCAGGUCAGAUUCCUAUGGCCAACACCACUUGUAAAGUUUUGUUUGAUUCUGGUGCAACUCAUUCUUUUAUUACUAGCACAAUUGUUAAUCAUAUAAAUGUACCAAGUGAAUUAUUUACUGUGGGGUUUGGGACCAUGUUACCAUCUGGGGAGGUUGUAAUCUCUAGAAAUUGGCUUAGGGGUAUACCUGUUAGGAUAGAUGGUAGGGAAUUAUUUGUAGACCUGAUUGUAUUAGAUUUAUUUGAUUUUGAUGUAAUCUUGGGCAUGGAUUUUCUUACCAAAUAUGGAGCAUCAAUUGACUGCGAGCAAAAGAAAAUUGUUUUCACACCAGAAGAUGGGAGACAUUUGAGUUUAGGGGGUAGGAAAGAAACCCCUCACCCCUAUCAUUUCGGUAAUGAAGGCUGGGCAACUAUUGCAGCGUGGGUGCUUAGGGUAUCUAGUUAA